AAUUAUUUGCGGAUUAAAUAAAUCAGAUUCAAUAAAAAUUAUAUCGAAAAACUUUAGUCGACAAUUAGAUAUGCAGUCCAAUUAUUCUUUGUAAGCUUCCAUUAUUCCAGCAAUGAAAUUUAACUUCUAAACGCAUUUUGAAAUACAAAAAAAAGACGAUGCAAUCAUAAUAAGGAACAAAUAUUCCGGUGUGACUCGAGCGCGGGGCAAAAGUGUCGAAAUUUUCUGUCACUCUGACAUAUUUUUGUUAAAGCCGCGUAGGGUUGAUCAAAUUAGAAGUGGAAAUUUCCUAUUCGGAAAUAAUGGGAGAUGCGGCUAACGGAAAAAAAUUAUUCGCUAAAGUUUGCGCAACUUGUCACACCGCUGACAAAGGAGGGAAGCAUAAGAUUGGCCCUAACCUCUUUGGAAUCAUGGGACACACUUGUGGAACGAACGAGAGUUUCAACUAUUCGGAAUCUAUGAAGAAAAAAGGUGUUGUUUGGGAUGAAAAAACAUUGGAUGAGUAUCUUGAGAUACCGAAAAAAAUGGUGCCAGGAACGAAAAUGGUUUUUCCCGGUCUUAAAAAACAAGAAGAACGAAAUGAUAUUAUCGCUUUUCUAAAGACGUUGAAAUGA
This is a messenger RNA of Venturia canescens, 614 nucleotides long. RefSeq names its product cytochrome c-1-like. The transcript has 2 exons. The coding region runs from base 303 to 614 and encodes 103 amino acids. The record is from RefSeq and is a predicted model, not a curated record. NCBI's taxonomy places the organism in Eukaryota, Metazoa, Arthropoda, Insecta, Hymenoptera, Ichneumonidae. Gene Ontology annotation, molecular function: heme binding; electron transfer activity.